AUGAUGUCUUCAGCCCAGAGGCAUCCACCUGUCCUCAUUUUGGAUGCACUGAUUGGUUCUCCCAGAGCAGUGGUGCAGCCACCAGAUAAUGUGGCUGUGAGCAAGUUAACGCAGACUACGGCUCGUGUAACAUGGAACAUCGUCUCAGGUGUCCUGCUUUACCAGCUUUCAGUCAUUGCCAAUAACAAGCCCGGAGUUCUCCCGGUUAUUAAAAACGUCACUAGUACCGAUGUGAAUAUCUCAAACCUGGAGCCGUGUACAACAUACACAAUAGGGGUUGCAUCUAUCAACAUGUUCCUUGAACCAGGAGAGUCCAAUAAUGUCACCUACUCAACUUCCACUAUUGGAACAGUGUCCUCCAUCUCUGUGGAGUACAACUGUCUUACUUCUACGGAAACGAUUAGUUGGGAUGCGGUUUUUGGUGCCACGUCGUACCGCGCCGUCAUUACAGAUGGUCAAGGCCGGUCGCUCAAUUGCUCUUCAACGGACACCUCCUGCCAGAUCUCGAAUCUGGUCUGUGGAGAACGGUACACUGUGCGGAUUACAGCCAUCGCUAACUGUGAAAGCACUUCCAACGGCAGCUACUUCUUCGAGACAGCACCAUGCCCACCCAAAGCGCCAAAAGUCUACCGCGAGUGCUCCACUAAUGUCAUCUUGUUCUCAUGGGAGCCCACCAACAACACAGCUUAUUACUUCGCCAUUGCAGUGGACUCGGACGGCCUGGUAACUGAAUGCGCCACUGGGGAAACCUCCUGUUAUUUCACCGACACUGUCUGUGGUCAAACAUACAGCUUCUACGUCAGCGCCAUCUACACCGGAGGACUAGACUGCAACAGUGGAAGAACAGAGGGCUUAGUCGUCAAAACAGCCCCAUGUUUGCCGCAGAACAUCUAUGCGAUUGCAAAUUGUAAUAGCAUCAGCAGUGUCAUCAUCACUUGGGACAAGGCCGCAGGAGCCGAAGCCUACGUCGUGGAGGCCCGAGGUAAUCGUAAAGAUUUCUACAACUGCACGUCUGCAAACACAAGCUGCACACUAACAGAUCUGGAUUGCGGAGAGAGCAUGAGCGUGUGGAUUGUUGCCACAAAUGGUGAAUGCACUACUGAUCCUGUGAUGGGAGAUGUAGCAGACACAGUUCCCUGCAUUCCUCAGAACGUGUCUGCUGUGGACACCUGUAGUUCAGACUCUGCCUCUUUCACAUGGAAUUUUGCCAGUGGUGCAAUCAUCUACAUCGGAAUGGCCGUGCAUGCGACUGGCACAGUUCACACCUGUGCUGCCAUGGCGACAGAAUGCACAUUCCCAGACCUGCAAUGCGGCGAGGAGUAUGAUGCGUAUGUCUUGUCAACUAACCUGAAAUGCAACAGUUCUGAGAGUCAACAUAUCACCCUGCAGACAGCUCCAUGUGCUCCGGUCAGUGUGGGGGCCACUAGAGACUGUGAUGCAAAUCAAGCAGUCGUAAGUUGGCAGGCCCUUCAGACUGGGAGUCUAUACACAGCAGUACUGCAGGAUGAACAUGGGCCCACAGUUAAUUGCAGCUCCAGCUCUAACAACUGCACAUUCACAAACCUGCUCUGCGGAAUGAACUACAACGUCACAGUCACAACAAAUGAUGGUCAAUGCGGAAGUCAGCCAUCCACACCCAUUCAAAUACAGCCAGUUCCCUGUGACCCUCAGAACAUAACAACUGUGCUCCAGUGUGACACCAACACAGCUGAUGUGACAUGGACUGCCAGUGCAGGAGCUAAUGGGUACACGGCAACGGCAACAGACGGCCAGCAGCAACGCUUAGCUUCUUGUCACUCUAUGGAGACUUCCUGUCAGCUGACCUCUGUGCCGUGUGGGAUGAGACUAAAUGUGACUGUCCAAGCUGAUGGCGCCACCUGCAACAGCAGCUCUCAACCUAAAGCUGUAGUGGAAACAGCUCCCUGCAUUCCCACCAAUGUCGCUGCUGUUCUAAACUGUUCAUCCAACAUUGCUUCCAUCACCUGGUACAGUGCCCUUGGUGCCACUUGGUACUUGGUUAAGGCAGAAGGCAACCAAGGGUACAAGACGUCCUGCAACAACACUGUCACACACUGUGAUAUCCCAAACCUGCAGUGCGGCCAGGAAUAUUCCAUCACAGUCAUGGGCAUGAAUGGUGACUGCAUGGGCCCGGCUAGCCAGCCUUUCACCCUUGUCUCAGGUAUUGAACUCUAG
Carassius gibelio (silver crucian carp) is the source of this 2193-nucleotide messenger RNA. Its product is annotated as fibronectin type III domain-containing protein 7-like. The record is from RefSeq and is a predicted model, not a curated record. NCBI's taxonomy places the organism in Eukaryota, Metazoa, Chordata, Actinopteri, Cypriniformes, Cyprinidae. Gene Ontology annotation, molecular function: protein binding. The transcript is spliced from 9 exons. Bases 1 to 2193 code for a protein of 730 amino acids.